Nelumbo nucifera (sacred lotus) is the source of this 2207-nucleotide messenger RNA. RefSeq names its product protein EMSY-LIKE 3. Gene Ontology annotation, biological process: defense response to fungus. Gene Ontology annotation, cellular component: nucleus. The record is from RefSeq and is a predicted model, not a curated record. Lineage: Eukaryota; Viridiplantae; Streptophyta; Magnoliopsida; Proteales; Nelumbonaceae.
CUAAGCGAAGCGAGCGGGGCCGGACCUCAAACCCAACUACAAAUUAAAAAAAAGAGGGCGCUAUAAAACUUAUUUCAAGUCCGUGUUUUUCCCCGCAUUUCCUCUCGUAGCCCCCGACUGUGGUCGACCUCGCUCCCUUCUCUUGCUCUCUCUCUCUCUCUCUCUCUCUCUCCCCCUCUGUUUAUUUCACUGAUUUAAAACACUCGCAGCGAAAUCUCCCACUCGACCCUCGAAUUCCCGCUCGAACCCUCGCUUUGCAAUCCAAGUAAUCGCUUCUCCGCUAUGGUUCGAAUAAGAACGCGCAAGAAGAUCGCAAACUUCUUUUUUGUGGUCGAUUGGAACGUCUGCUUCUGAAUUUUCCUUCUCUCUCUUUAGCUUUCCUGGAAGUCUGGAGUCGAUUCUGUUCGAGCAGAGAUACCCAGUUGGAAUAUAACGUUGUUAUGGACUACGGGCUUUCCGACAGCAGCGGAACUGAUGAUGAUCUUCCUCCAUCACAUCAGAACAGAGGAGUUCCUAGAGGAGGUCGUGUUGCAGGAAAUGGAAGAUCAUCUGUUUUAGGUUCUGUCCCAUACCCGAGGAUGCAUACAGAUAUGGAGACUCAGAUCCACCUCCUUGAGCAGGAAGCAUAUAGCUCAGUGUUGAGAGCAUUCAAAGCUCAAUCAGAUGCCAUUACCUGGGAGAAGGAAGGUUUAAUAACAGAACUUAGGAAGGAGCUCAGAGUAUCAAAUGAGGAACACAGAGAGCUUCUGAGCAAAGUCAAUGCAGAUGACAUCAUUAGGCGGAUAAGGGAGUGGAGACAGGCUGGUGGACUUCAACCUGGUUUUCUCAGUACUGCUCAACCUGUUCAUGAUUCAAUGCCCAGCCCUAGUAUCUCAGCAUCACGCAAGAAACAGAAAACAUCACAAUCGGUACCUCCUUUGUCCUUGAAUGCACCAUCCCCAGCUUUACACCCUCAAGCGGUAGCUGUGUCCAUGCAGCCAUCAUCAUCGGCUGCAAAACGAGGGGCUGCAGCAGGAGCCAGGGGCAAGAAGUCUAAAUCAGGUCAGGCAUUGCCUGGUGUAUCUUCAAUCAAGUCCAUGCAAUACACUUCCACAGGUGCAGCUGGAAGGGGUCAAGUUGCUAAUCGGGGUUCCUCCGGUGCCCUUGUAGCAAAUGAACCUGCUGAAGCAGCAACAUUUGAUCCAUUAAUUGGGCGGAAAGUGCUGACAAGGUGGCCUGAAGAUAACAACUUCUAUGAGGCUGUUAUAACUGACUAUAACCCUGUUGAGGGAAGACAUGCUUUGGUCUAUGAUAUAAAUACAACAAAUGAGACAUGGGAAUGGGUUAACCUCAAAGAGAUUUCACCUGAAGAUAUCCGAUGGGAAGGUGAGGAUCCAGGAAUAAUUAGUCGAUCUGGCCGUGGUGGACCAGGUCGUGGGGUUAAGAAGUCCAUUGGCCGUGGUGGUGUUGUUCCGGGUGCAGUAAGAGGGAGAGGGACAACAAAGGUUCCACCCAAGAAAGAUUUUCCACCAUCGCAAAAUGGCAUUGGGAAAAAGAGUUCUGAUGAUAUUGAAAUACUCCAUACAGAAACUCUAAUUAAAGAGGUGGAGAGGGUUUUUGGUGCAACUCAUCCAGAUCCUAUUGAGAUUGAGAAGGCAAAGAAAGUGCUGAAAGAACAUGAACAAGCGCUGAUUGAUGCCAUUGCAAGGCUCGCAGACGCAUCUGAUGGUGAAAGUGAUGACGGUGAGCACCAAUUCUCCCAUGGGCAUUCAAUGGACCGAGAACGAGGGUGGAGAAAUCGGCAUUAUGGUGGUAACCAGCGCGCUUCCGACUUUGAUGAUGAAAUGGCUGCAGAUGGCAGGGGCGAUGAGAGGGAUCAUCGCAUCGUUGGUGAUGGUGAUGACCAGCAAGAUGGUGAUGAUGAAAUCUAAAUGUUUGGCGUUCCAGGGUUUGUACAACGAGAAAGGCCCUCCUCCCCCUUGUAUAUUACAUGAAUCAUCAUCAUCAUCAUCAUCCUCAUCAUUUAAUUUUAUGAACAUCAUGGCGGAGAGCGCAUGGAUGGGUGUAAUCUUUUUAUCAUUGAUGAUGAUGAUGCUAGUAAAAAAUGGAAGGUUGGGACGCUUAUGUAAAAUUAUUUAAGCAGCAGCAAAUGUAACUUUAACAAGUGUCUGAUAAAAUGGUUGGUUUUUGUUUUUUGUAGGUUGCAAUUACAAGAUUAUUGAUUUUUA